AUGAGACUUCUGCCGUUACUGGUGGUAGUUAGCGGUUUCUUUAAUGUGGCGUGGUGCAAGAGGAAGCUAUCGGCUUCCUCGCUUGUUACAUGCAUGGAAAACUCACAACUGUCAGCCACGGGUUUUGACGUGGUUUUUAACCCAGAUGACAGAUCCCUGCAUUAUUCUUUGGACAUGGUAAGUGAAAUCAACUCAUAUAUUAUCGCGGACAUCGAAGUUUGGGCAUACGGCUUCAAAAUCAUUACAAAGCAGCUAAAUUUGUGUUCCUUGAAUUGGAAGCAGUUUUGUCCGCUGCUACCGGGCGACGUGCAAGUGGAUUCCGUGGAAUACAUCUCAGAGACGUACGUUAAGCAAAUUCCCGGCAUCGCCUACCAGGUUCCUGAUAUCGAUGCUUUUGUCAGAGUUAACGUCUACAACAACGUCAGCGAAGACAUAGCGUGCAUUCAAGCGUUUUUCUCAAACGGUAAGACAGUUUCGCAAACAGGUGUCAAGUGGGCAACCGCAGUGAUCGCUGGUAUAGGUCUUUUGUGCUCAGCGAUCUUGUCCACUUUUGGUAAUUCUAACGCUGCUUCCCAUAUCUCUGCAAACACGAUGUCCCUUUUCUUGUAUUUCCAAUCUGUCGUUGUCGUAUCAAUGGAACACGUUCACCGGGUGCCUCCUAUCGCUGCCGCGUGGUCGGAAAAUCUGAUUUGGUCCAUGGGCUUGAUUAGAAUAAGCUUUAUGCAGAAAAUUUUCAGAUGGUUCGUGCAAUCUACUGGGGGAACACCUACUCUGUAUUUAACAUCAAAGAGCAUUUCCGUUCUGGUGCAAAGAAGCUUGGAUUACCUCAAAUUCAGAAACUUUCACAAACGAGAGGAAGAUGUCCUUUACGGGAAUGAGGAUGUUUUAAUUCAACGUGGUAUAAAACGUUUGGGCUAUCGUUCAAAGAUCGAGAAUACCUCUAUCGUGUGCACUGGAUUCACUUUCUAUUUACUCUGCGCUUACGUGCUUGCUGGUUUCAUCAUGGCAUCGAAAUAUACCAUUGAGCUGUGCAUCAGAGCUGGCUGGCUGAACCACUCCAGAUUUUUGGAAUUUAGACGUAAUUGGAGAACCGUUUUGAAGGGUUCAUUACUGCGGUAUGUUUACAUCGGCUUCACUCAAUUAACAGUUCUCAGUUUUUGGGAAUUUAUGGAGCACGACUCUGCUGCUGUGAUCGUCAUUGCCUGCCUUCUACUUAUCCAAGCCGUUGGGCUCAUGCUAUGGGCGGCAUUCAGGACCAUUAAGUUUGCUCGCCUUUCUAUGAGUCAGCGCAAAAACCCUGCGGCGAUUUUGUAUGGUGAUCAAGUUGUUUUGGACAAGUAUGGUUUUUUUUACACCAUGUUCAAUGCCACUCAUUACUGGUGGAGCUGCGUCAUUUUGUGCUACAUCUUGUUUAAGGCCUUUUUCAUCUCAUUUGCUCAGGCAUCGGGUAAAACCCAAUCGCUCGCUUUGUUCAUUGUUGAUCUGUUUUACUUCGUGGCCCUCAUUUAUUACCAGCCCUACUUGGACCGCCCUACAAAUAUCUUGAAUAUUCUCAUAUCAACUGUCACUGUGGUGAAUUCAUUUCUCUUCAUGUUUUUCUCAGACUUGUUUGGGCAACCUAUGGCUGUUGCCUCUGUGAUGGGAUGGGUGUUCUUUAUCAUGAAUGCGGCUUUCUCAUUAAUUUUACUCAUUUUGAUUUUGGUAUUUGUGAGCAUGGUUAUUUUCUCUCGCAAUCCAGAUUUAAGAUUUAGACCAGCGAGAGACGAUAGAACGUCAUUCCAAAGGUCAUCGCAAAUUAACGGCAACUUGAACAAAUCGGCCGCCGCAGAGCUCGUUGCACUUGGAGAUGCUGCCAAGAAUCAUGAUGAAAACUGGGAGGAAGAGCUUUAUAAUCAGCAAAAGCUGCAAAAAGAGCAGAGCAUGUCAGGGCUAGAUUAUUCUGAUGAAAAGAUUGCCACCUCUGCAACAAACUCAGAAGAACAGAAUGGCGAUGGUAACAAGAUGUCCCUGGCCGAAAAACUCAAGAGAAAGCUGUCCCUAAAGCGCAAUAAAUCAACGUCGUCUCGUAAUAACACAAGUAACCCCGUCGGUGGAGAACAAGGUGCACCCUUAACGUCUUUGUCCAGAGAGCCUUCGACAGAAUCGGCUUCGCCCGCAAAAAAGAAUUAUCCGGGAACUCACAAGCGCCAAGAAUCGGAAUCUAAAAAUGGUCUCAUCGCAUCCUACCGCAAUGGCGGACAUGAAGAAGCAUUUGCUGAUCCGUUAGUUGAAACCUCGUCUAAUGGAUCGUUGGAAUACACAGACACUACUGGUAGGGCCCUGGAUACCAAUUUCCCCAGAGAUGAGAGCAUGAAUACCGUUAGUGCUGCUCACGGGACGGCAACAUCUUCUGCUGAUCUUUUCACACACAAAAAUAACUCAUACUACGAUAGACUUUGA
Molecule: messenger RNA, 2439 nt
Organism: Lachancea mirantina
Lineage: Eukaryota; Fungi; Ascomycota; Saccharomycetes; Saccharomycetales; Saccharomycetaceae
Source: the annotation of a GenBank genome assembly